AUGUCUGUAACGUUUAUCUAUGCUGCUUACCCCCUGCUUCAACUGGGGGUGGUCUAUAAUCGUGUAACAGCACUCUUUCUCCCCUAUAAGUACGACAAAAUGUGCCCUAUAGCAUCAGCGUGGGUAUUCAUAAUAGUAGGUUCAUUUUAUGGGACCUAUGCAAUAGCGCAACAACUUUUU
Messenger RNA from Strongylus vulgaris, 180 nucleotides. The record is from the annotation of a GenBank genome assembly. NCBI's taxonomy places the organism in Eukaryota, Metazoa, Nematoda, Chromadorea, Rhabditida, Strongylidae.